AUGCACUGCACCUCGCAACGCUCGAUCGUCAGCACCUCCGCUCUUCGAUCGUCGACCCCUAAGCAAGGCGAUUCUUCCAAAUCCGACCCAAGCACAUCCCCCAUACCACCCCCCAAGAAGACUUCCCCCUCGAUCCCUGUCGACUCGCUCUGCAUCCCCCUCACGCCCCCCUACUCGCUCCUCUCCUACCUCCCGACCUCCCCUCCCCCCCUAUCCCGCGAAACGCUCCUCAAACUGCAUCGUCUCAGCGCGCUCGAACCACCCCAAACCGAACAAGAAUGGGACCAACUCAAAGGCCUCGAUGGACUCGUCGCUUUGGUCGAGGGCGUGAGGUCGAUCGAUACAAGUUCGGUCCCAGCCGAUUCGGAAGCGGGUUUUGUCGAUGCGAGGAUCCGCGCAAAGCCGACAGAGCAUGGAUUGGACAUGAACCGACAUAACCAUGAAGACAUCGCUUCGUCCACGUAUCUGGGGUUGGCUUCGACGACUCGAGGCGCUUACUACGUCGUGCCGACUCCGGAGAACGUACGCGGCAAAAAAAGUUCGAAAACGUCCGACUUGGGCGUUACAGAGAUCGAAUGA
This is a messenger RNA of Microbotryum saponariae, 579 nucleotides long. The record is from the annotation of a GenBank genome assembly. NCBI's taxonomy places the organism in Eukaryota, Fungi, Basidiomycota, Microbotryomycetes, Microbotryales, Microbotryaceae.